AUGCCGAUGCAGCCUUUGCAGACACGUUCCUCUCUUUCAGCCGUCAGUGAAACAGGACAACACCCUCCCGCGAGUAUCAACUCCCAACUCCAUUUGUAUUCUUCGAGAGGGCAUUGUUUUGAUAGCAAUGCGCACAUUCAGGAUGGCUCCAUGCUUGAAGUAACCAAUGGUUAUACCUCACAUCUUCGCAGGACGACCAGUGGAGAUGCCAUAUCCUCAUUUCAGUCUAGCUCAGGAUUUAACGAGACCAAAAAUACUCCGAUAAGGAAUCUCUUCAAUCCGUCGACACACGCUGCGCGUCCUACUUCCAACGUCUUUGCUCAUACCCACUCAACUACCGAGCAAAUUCAAACCCCCGGACAGAGUCAAACAUUCAUCGAAAGCCCCCGAAGCGAAACAACGCAUUAUUAUGCCCCAGCUCACUAUCGCCAGCAUUUGAUUAUACCUGAUCCGGCUACAGUUGGAAUUUCUCACAGAAGUGAUGGACACCAAGUUGAGCUUGCCGAAGGCCGUCCCAUCCCCCAAGGCGACUUCUCUCCUCAUUCUCAUGCCAACAUUGGCGACACUAGCCUUCCCGCCCAUGUCGCUUCCGUGAAGCCUCUCAGUGCAAGUGACUGUCGAGGUUCUCAUAUCCAUCCUUCGUCUGCUGCCACAUACCCGCCUCAGCGGAUACCAUGCUCUUGGUCGACUUGCCGCGUUCUACUUGAUGAUGUUUCCAUUGGUGGAUUUCGACGACAUCUCUUAGCCUUUCAUAAGGCCGAAGCCGUAUCGGAAUUCAAGAAAUAA
Molecule: messenger RNA, 786 nt
Organism: Fibroporia radiculosa
Lineage: Eukaryota; Fungi; Basidiomycota; Agaricomycetes; Polyporales; Fibroporiaceae
Exons: 4
Coding region: 1-786 (261 amino acids)
Source: RefSeq, a predicted model, not a curated record